AUGGUGGCUGAAUUGAUUGCAGAAGAAAGCUACGGAGAAGAAUCGCUUAGAGCUCAGUAUUUGAUUUCUUCAGAAACAGGACAGUUGAAAAAGGAACGAUUGUAUGAAAAUAGCGGUUUCACAUCCAUUAAUAAGUUUAUUAAGGUAAAAUAUAGUAAAACACAAUUAUUUAUUCUGUCUAGUACAAAGUACAAACAAUGGCCAAUGGGGAAGCUUUGCAGCUUAAUGGGUUUAUAUAAACGCUUCAAGAUGAUUUUUAUACUUGCCAAGGUCCAACUGACCUAUAUAUAUUUAAUAAUUAAUAGGAUGCAUUUCUACCACAAGGAUAUCCUAAGAGUGUUAGCAGUGAUUAUCUGGAAUACCAAAUAUGGGAUACAUGUCAGGUAGAGUAUAGCUGUAUCUGGGUGAUUUUCCUAAUCACCUAAUGUACCAUCGCAAAAUGAUGUCAGGAUUAAUAGGGUUAGGAGUUGUCCCUGAUUCCCCAACCUUCAUCCCAGGACCGCAGGUUCAAUUCCUGCCACAGUUACCUGUCACCUGUGUUAAUCAGCUAUCUUAUUAUAAAAUAAUGUUUUCUGUCUGCCCAGGCAUUUUGUUCCUCUAUAGUAGCAGCGCUGGCAGCGCAGGCCAUGUUAAAAGCGUAUGGUGUCGGUGAUGAAAAGGCAACAGUUCUUGCAGCCACAUUUACCUGGCUUUUAAAAGGUAUCUCGAGAAUAUUCUCUGGAGUGUGCCCCCACUUCUCCUAAAUGUAAUUCGAUCCUCCUCAGGACAAUCAACCCCCAGUAAAUUUUCACAAAUAAAUUGUCCCCCACUUCAAAAAAUCUCCCCCUUCCCCCUGGAAAAUUGCACCCACUCUACGUUUUGUGUCUGAUCUAUAUAGAUGGAGCUGGAAUGGUGGGAAGGAUAGUUUUUACAUGGCUUAAAGGGUUUGUUAUUUUACCUUUGUUAAUAUCUGUAGUCAUUUUCAAUAGUCCUGUCAUUACCAAAGGGAUGGGAUGGGGGAGGGGUACAAAUGGGUACAAGGAGAUGUGUGCCAUUUUCCUUAUCAUGCAAAUUCAUAUUUAUUUGGAAAGGCAAUAUCUUGGGACCUUGCCAGGAGGAGGUUUUGUCCAGUUUCCUAAUUAAAAAGUUAAACUAUUCUCUGUUUUUAAGGACUGAACUGGACUGUCAUGCCAAGAAAUGGAGGUGGUGUAAAAAUACUUGGUGGUAUAAUUUUGAUGCCCUCAAAUGUUCAACCAUGAUACUUAGGAUAUCAUUUUAUUUCCAGACUAGCAGCAGAUGUUAUCAAUGAUCUUACUUAUUGUAUUGAGUUGUUGGCUCCAAGAUUCAGAGAUUAUUUGCUCCUUUUUGCCUGCAUGUCCAGUAUAUGUAGGGUGAGUCCCGUUUAUGCCUGUAUUCUAAAAGCUCACUCCAGUGGUGCCAUGGGACCCAUGUUUUUUUUGGGGGGCAAGGGUAGGACUUUUCCAUAGAAAUAUUAGACCUAGAAUGCGUGCUUGGUCACGUGACCGGUGUCCAAACUGAAAACAAAAAUGCCCUUAUAAAUCCGCCAUGUUGAAUUUGAGUAGGAGUGCAAACUGCAAAGUAUAAACAAAACUAAAACUAUAAAGUUUUCAUCGUCAAAACGUUUGGUAUUUGUAGUUUGGGGAUAGAAUUUGAAAUAUUAAGUUCUUUAAGGGCUCAAAGCAAAUGUGCCGUUACAAAAACGGUGAAAAUCGUGCAGCCUUGUAUAAAAAACAAGUAGAUUUUCGUGUAGUUUCGCGUAUAAAAUAUAACUUACUCAUAAAACAUUUUUGCAAGCUCUGAACGUAAAUGUUUUGCUAAUACUUUAUAAAAUUACGAGAUGAUAGUUCAUUCUUCGUUGGGUUUUGUUUUUCUUCAAUCUAAACAAAGUGUUUUCAUGUUUUUGAAACAAAAAUAUUUAGUUGUUGAUAUUUAAAACUGUAAAUCGCCUAAAUGAUCGUCGAAAACAUAUAUAUGGUUUCAAAAGCGUUGCCUCAAGCUCAAGCAACGUAUAAAAAAGUAUAAAAAGUAGUUGUGUAAGUUUAAAAAGAUUAUUGAACUCUAUUUAUAUUAUAAAACAGUUGAAAUAUAUUUUUUAAAACAUACCUAUUGAGUUUCAGUUUGUCUUGAUUUUUCGUGUUUUGUUUUGGCUUGCACAACAACGUUGAAAAUGUAUUUUGAAACGACGAUUUCUCUAUAUAUUCUGUUCAGAACUAUUGCUCUUCGUAAAAAAACCCACGGGAAUGGGUUUUUCUCCAUUAAAAACACUUUUUUUCCACUUCAAGUCUGGAUAGAAUUGUUUUUGCAAACUUUGUUGAAAAAAACAAUUCGCACUCCCGGCACCGCGCGAAAUUCCACGCCACAGGAGUCUGGGACUAGCCAAAAUGCCCUUAUAAAUCCGCCAUUUUGUGGAGACAAAAUUUUUACUGAGAAGAGAUAGGAGCACGCAUUCUAUGUCUAUUAUUUCUAUGGACUUUUCCGACCAAAAAAUCCCCCGGACAACAACACUUUAAAUCUCCCCCCCUUUGUAAAAAAUUUUCCGGAAAAUAAUGUUACAAUUGCUUUCGUAGCACUUUACCCGAUUUCCAUAGCACAAUUUUCCGAUGGGUCUCAACAGUAGGCUCACUCACACUCAAAGAGUGGAACAAUGCUGUUUUUGAAUAGCUGGAGGGUGAGUAGUCACAUAGUGAGGUACGACACUAACCCUCCAGCUAUUAAAAAACAGCAAUGAGCUUUUAGGAUAUGGGCAUUAGCCUUUCUCAUGCAUGAGGGUCAUAUCUGCCAUUUUGGGGUACUGUCUUCACACAUAAUGAAUCUAGAUGAUUAUAACAAUGUGAAUUUUUAUCACUGUAAAUAUACCAUUAUACACACAUUAACAGUGAUAAAAGUUGCAUUUUGCAGUGUGCACACUCUUGGACAGAGCUGAUUUGAGAGUUGUCAACCAAUAAAAAUAAUUUCAUGUUGUUUCAGUCUCUGGUUGGUGUAUGUGGUGGUGCAACGCGGGCGGCUUUGACACAACAUCAAGCAAGAAGAGACAACAUGGCGGACGUGUCGGCAAAGGAUGGAAGUCAGGUUUAAAACUUUCUAUAAUUUGAUGAAUGUCACUAGCAUGCAGCAAAUACUGUUAAAUGAACUUUUGUGAUGCAUUAUAGGAGACCAUGGUUAAUCUUCUUGCAUUUUUGGUUAAUCUUGUUCUUGUACCAUUGGUUACUGGUCGAGAACGGUAGGUUUUCAUUGGACUAUAUAAACUAAAUUAUUUUGUUUAGUUGGUUAGCUUUUUUGGUUCUAAACUGUUCUCCCUAGAGAUCCAGUAGGAGUCAUCUCUUAUUGAUGCAGUGUUACUAUAGGUGGAAACCUAAACUAAACUAACUUUAUUUAUACUUGGAUAGCUCUAUCAGUUCUAAACUGUUCUCCCUAGAGAUCCAGUAAGAGUAAUCUUUUACUGAUCCAGUAUUACUACAGGAGUAUCUUAAACUAAACUAACUUUAUUUAUACUUGGACAGCUCCAUCAGUUUUUUCUCUAUGAAUUUUUUCUCCAUGUCAUAUCUUUUCUUCUUCUCAUAGGAUAAUCUGGUUAUUAUUUCUUGUGUUUACCACUCUUCAUUUAUACUGCAACUUUCGGGCAGUUUCAUCUGUCGUCAUGGAAACUGUUAAUUCAUCACGUAUGCGCUUACUGGUUGAUCAUUUUAUCAACGAUGGACUAGUACUUAGUCCUCAAGAAAUUUCUGCAAUUGAACCCAUAUUGACAAGUACGAACAGUAUAAUAUACUUUUGCAUAGAGGUCUUAAAAUAGAUAGUGGUUCGUUUCUAUUCAGCAAAUUGCACAUGCUGCUUUUGAAACCCAUGGGCUGAGGCAGCACCUACCCUGCGAUAGUAACUUCUAGUAUACUUUUGUAUAGAGGUCCUAAAACAGAUAGUGGUUCGUUUCUAUCCACAAUUGGAAAUUUCAAGUCGCUCACAUAUAUAAUAUAAUUUUAUGUUUUCUACACUCGCACAGAUAGUUCAAGCCCUGUAUAGACUAUUUCACAAAAUAAAACAUAGAAUCUAUUUAAACUUACAAUAUUAGAUAGACAAUGACCUAAGUCCUAAAACUAUGUUACAUUAAAUGUACUAUAAAACUACACGAUAAAAUCAGAAAUUAGGUUUCUUGCAUUCUAAUCUUAACUAUUUAAGAUUUCAUUUUCUUUUCAUUAUUUCAGAAUGCCACAAGAGUCUUGAUGUUAACUUGGGAUGCCCGUUAAGUAACGUCAUAUCAAGGUAAAAUAUUUGUAUUAAAUCAAUAAGAUUUGCUUUAGACGAUGAAAUAUUGCCCUUACAUUAAAAAUUCCUCGUAAACUAAGAUUUUUUCAUGCAUUCUUUGAUCAUAUAGCUCAAACGACUUUUUUGCAGCUCUACCAAACUCAAAGGAAAUACAUUACAUAAUGAAGUUAGAAAUUUCAAAGAAUUUUAAAUCAGGUAAUUUUUGUCAUUCAGCGUGCGAUAAUCGCGUACCGACGUACGGCCAUUUUGGGGGGUACUGCCUCUCCCCCGUUUGAGAGUCUCCGCACCAUGAAAUACAACUUUUUAGUAUUAUAGUUGUUUGUAUAAUGGUAAAUUUACAGUUACAACUUUUAAAAGUCGCUUUUCACGUUGUUUGAAUUGUCUAGAAUCUUUCACGAGGGCAGACAGUACCGCAAAAAAUAGCGUAACAAGUUUGAUGGCAUUAUCAGACUUGUUACAAGGUUGUUCUAACAGGUCUGAUACAGUCAUGAUAUAACAAAUGUAUAACAUAAUGUGUUGUAAAUAAUGUAAUGUUAUUUUGUAAUUUUUUUUAUAUAUACAUAUUAUUAGGGACCCUGUAAAUGCAGCAAUAAGCUCUGUAGGGUUAACCUGUCAUUUAUGACUAAGUUUGUAAAAACAAAAAAAAACAAGAAUGUUACAAGGUUGACGACACAAGGUUGUAACAAUAUUGUUAUAUCAUGACUGUAUUGGACGUGUUGGAACAACCUUGCAACAAGUCUGAUAAUAUCGACCAGGUUGUUACAAGUUGUUAAUAGCUUGUUCCAAACUUGUUGACAAACUUGUUGGGACAAGCAGUACGAACACAACUUGUUGAUGGCUUGUUGGUAGACUUACUACAAGAUGUGACAUUUUUACGUGUGUACGCCUCUGGCAAGAUCCAUAUUAUGUUUCCCCUAAAACAUUUCACUUUCUGUUCAGGUUGUGUAAAUGUAGCUCUGCAUAGAAAUAUUGAUUCAGAAAGUUUACUCCAAUGUUAUUUUCAAAUCGCCAUCAUGGAUCUCGUUAUAAGAAGCCCACGACUUCGGACGAAGGUAAAAAAACUUUUUCCAGGCGAUCUAAACUAACGGAACCGGAGUGAAUGACUUCUCUGUGAAAUGGAUCUGCUAAGCGAGAUUAACACUUUUAAGAGCGAGUACAUUAAGCUACAUCACAAUUCUAAAAAGACAUGCGUAUUUGAUACGUUUAUGAAUAAAGAGCCCAAGUCAUAUAAGCCUUCUGAUUUCUAUUUGGGCUACCUUGCCACUAUUUAUAUACUUUAAUGUUUUUGUUGUUGUGUGUUUUUUUUCGAUUGUAAUGUUUCUAAAUUGUGGUAAAUAAAUUGACUUGACUUGAUCCAACAUCUUUUACCGUUUUGCCUUCUAAGUGCACAUUUUCUCUCCCAUAUCAUGUGGAGAUUGAGGUUUUGUUGAGUUAUAUUAGUUGAGUUGUUAAGACUAUUCUUAAGAAAGGCACUGCUGCACUUUGCGUUGGUGAGACAUCUCGGAAACCCGGGAUGAGAAUUAACAUUAUGUUCUUACUUUUUGUAUCUGUAGGGUGCAACUGAAGAUGAAAUGAGUGAAUUGGCUCUUAAUAAUUUAUGUCACUUGUGGCAACAAAUUUAUAACGGUUAGCGUCAAAACCAAACUAACUUUAUAUAUACUGAAUAGGUCUAUUAGUUCUAACUGUUCUUCCUAGAGGUCCAGUAAGAAUCAUUCCUUCUUGAUCCAGUGUUACUACAGGAAGAAACCUAAACUAAACUAACUUUAUUUAUACUGGAUAGCUCUAUCAGUUCUAAACUGUUCUUCCUAGAGGUCCAGUAAGGAUCAUCUCUUAUUGACCCAGUGUUACUACAGGAGGAAACCUAAACUAAACUAACUUUAUUUAUACUGGAUAGUUCUAUUAGUUCUAAACUGUUCUUCCCUAUAGAGUUUCAGUAAGGGCCAUCCCUUGUAGAUCCAGUGUUACUAUUGAACGAAGAAAAUCGGAGUACAAAGAGAAACCUGUGGUAUUUUGUAGAGUCAAACUGGAAGCAUUCUUCUCACAUGCGACUGAGGUGAAAUUAUAAUCAGACAACUGUCACAACUGCAUAUUACAGGAAUCAAACCCUGGUCAAAGACGUGAAACGAUUCAAUUUUAUUCUUUCUUAUUUAUAGCAAGAGAGUUGCCAGCUAGAGCAUCAUGGGAUGUAGUGGCGUACGCGCAUAAUUUCACGCUAAAAGUCUUCCCAGCAUUCCUGAAGGGACUGGAGUCACGUGGGUGGGAGACAUCAAGGAAUCACUUGGGACCAGACGAGUGGAGAGCGGACUGGAAUCUAUCCAGACCUGGCUAUGAAAUAAGCAGAAAUAAACAACUGUAA
Paramuricea clavata is the source of this 6613-nucleotide messenger RNA. NCBI's taxonomy places the organism in Eukaryota, Metazoa, Cnidaria, Anthozoa, Malacalcyonacea, Plexauridae. The record is from the annotation of a GenBank genome assembly.